Messenger RNA from Centropristis striata (black sea bass), 2482 nucleotides. RefSeq names its product ALG9 alpha-1,2-mannosyltransferase (gene alg9). The record is from RefSeq and is a predicted model, not a curated record. NCBI's taxonomy places the organism in Eukaryota, Metazoa, Chordata, Actinopteri, Perciformes, Serranidae. The transcript is spliced from 15 exons. The coding region runs from base 13 to 1854 and encodes 613 amino acids. Gene Ontology annotation, cellular component: endoplasmic reticulum membrane. Gene Ontology annotation, biological process: protein N-linked glycosylation. Gene Ontology annotation, molecular function: alpha-1,2-mannosyltransferase activity.
CAUCGGGAAAACAUGGCGGCCAAGGCGCUUCGGCAGCGAACCAGGCGAGGAAGCAGACAAGAUGCAAACAACGUCAACGUCUCCGCAGAAGCUCGGCCACCGAAAGAGGAGAAAGGCGUCGAUGACAGUAAAACCACAGAGACCCGACAAGAGUCAAUAAGUCGCGGUGGGCAGGUAUGGGCUCCAGAAGGUUCAACUGCAUUUAAAUGCCUGCUCUCUGCACGUUUCUGUGCAGCUUUGCUCAGCAACAUCUCAGACUGCGAUGAGACCUUCAACUACUGGGAGCCUAUGCACUACCUGCUGUACGGCACAGGGAUGCAAACAUGGGAAUAUUCUCCAUUGUACGCCAUCAGGUCGUACGCCUACUUAUGGUUACAUGCUCUUCCUGCUUGUUUGCAUGCCCACGUUCUACAGACAAACAAGGUGUUGGUUUUCUACUUUGUACGAUGUGUCUUAGCAUUCUCCUGCUGUGUCUGUGAACUCUAUUUCUACAAGGCAGUUUGUAAGAAGUUUGGUUUGCAUGUGGGCCGUCUAAUGUUGGCAUUCCUUGUCCUGAGCACGGGAAUGUUCUGCUCGUCUGCAGCAUUCCUGCCUUCCUCUUUCUGUAUGUACACAACGUUGGUUGCAAUGACGGGGUGGUUUCAGGACUCAACACCACUGGCCGUCAUGGGUGUGGCUGCCGGUGCCAUUGUUGGAUGGCCGUUCUCUGCUCUGGUUGGGAUUCCGAUCGCCUUUGACCUGCUAGUGUUAAAGAGGCAGUGGAAAAGUUUUAUCACCUGGUCGGUUGUUGCUCUGCUUCUGCUGCUGGUACCCCUUGUGGCAGUAGACUCUUUCUUUUAUGGCAAACUGGUUGUUGCUCCACUCAAUAUUCUCCUAUAUAACGUCUUCACACCUCAUGGACCCGAUCUCUAUGGAACGGAGCCUUGGCAUUUCUACUUUGUAAAUGGGAUCCUGAACUUCAACCUGGUGUUUGCGUUGGCACUGUUUUCCCUCCCACUCACUGCUCUCAUGGAGACACUUUUACACAGGUUCAAUGUGCAGAACCUGGGUCGUCCAUACUGGCUGACUCUGUCUCCCAUGUAUCUGUGGAUGUUGGUUUUCUUCACCAGACCUCAUAAAGAAGAACGUUUUCUCUUUCCCAUCUACCCUCUCAUCUGCCUAAGCGGGGCGGUAGCCCUCUCAUCUCUGCAGAAAUGCUACCAUUUCCUGUUCCAGCGAUACCGACUGGAACACUACACGGUUUCCUCCAACUGGUUGGCUCUAAGCUCAGUCGUGGUCUUCACAGUGCUGUCACUGUCCCGCUCUGUCGCUCUCUUCAGAGGCUACCAUGCACCUCUGGACCUGUACCCAGAGUUCCAUCGCAUCGCCAAGGAUCCGACUCUUCACUCAGUCCCUGAAGGCAGACCUGUUAGUGUGUGUGUAGGCAAAGAGUGGUACCGCUUCCCAAGCAGCUUCCUGCUGCCACACAAUUGGCAGCUGCACUUCAUUCAGUCUGAGUUUAAAGGGCAGCUGCCUCAGCCAUUCGCCUUCGGUCCUCUGGCCACACAAACCAUCCCAGCUAAUAUGAACGACCAAAACCUGGAGGAGCCAUCCAGAUAUAUGGAUUUACGGCAUUGCCACUACUUGGUAGAUCUGGACACAGAUGUAGAGACGCCACUGGAGCCGCGUUAUGCAGCCAACAAAGAGGAGUGGAACAUCAUCGCCUAUAAGCCUUUCCUUCAAGCCUCAAAGUCAUCUCCUCUCUUGAGAGCGCUCUACGUCCCGUUUAUAUCAGACCAACACACCACCUACAGGCGAUACGUCAUCUUGAAACCACGGCGGCAAAAGCAGCCUCGUAAGCGGACCCAUGGCUGAGUUUUUAACCUAAACAGGGCCUCAAGUACAAAAAUUUGAACAACAGAAAUCAAUCACUUCCCCUCAAAGCAGCUGGUAUUCGUGUGUGCGUGUGUGCGUGUGUGCGUGCGUGCGUGCGUGUGUGUGUGUGUGUGUGUGUGUGUGUGUGUGCGCGUCUUUUGAAGUAUUUGUGUCAUGAGUCAUUUGAAAAUAUCAGACCCUUUAAUGACAUUAUGUUUACUUUUGGGCUUGUGUGUGUGUGUAACUGAAGAGACAACAUUGUGUAUGUAUGUGUGCAUGGCAGGUAUCAGCUGGACCUGUAUGACAAACAUUUUAUUUCAGCUUGUGUCUCCGUGUGUGUGUUUGUCUGUGUCAAUGAAUGUCUUACAGUGGAUGCACACUACCAAGAUUGUACAUGUAUUUAGCCCAGGAAAGGCCAUUACAUACAAAUAUGAGUGUUUUCUUGACAUACUUCAUGUGAAAAUGUGGCCUGAAUGAAAGAUUUUUUUCUGAAUAACGUAUCGAAGGAAUCUUGUAGUGUUUGCUCAUCUGCACUUGAACAGUAUCUUAUUAUGUGAGUGGUGGCAAUGAAUGAGAGUGCGUUAUUAAUUUAACUUGGAAUGUUAAUAAAAACAUGAUUGACUGUGAA